UGAUUCGCUCCGUCUGUCCCGUUCUGAUACAAUCAGAAAUCGAGCGAGUGACAGAGAUCAAAACCCUAAGCACUCAACAGACAGAUUUGAUACAGUCUCGAUGGGAAGCGCCGAUGAUCGGACCUUCAAUGGUGGGGAAGAAAUUGUCAAGUUGAAAGAGAGCUUGAAGCUCCUGGACAUUGGCGAAAUUAUUGGCAAGGCUAAGAUGCAUGCAGCUGAAGCAUAUUCUCAUGCUAAGGAAGCCUAUCGUCUGAGAGAUGAAUUUUUCAAGCUGAUCGAGCAACAUGCAUAUGCUGACCUUGAUUCUGGAACUAAAGAGAGAUUGUCUUUGGCUGCUGCUUCCUUGAAUGCUGCUCUUGGUGUGGCAGAUGCUGCUAGUGAUGCAGACUCUGAUCAGGGUAAACCAACGUUAUCUACAAAGAAGCUUGAUUCACGUGAAAGAAGCGCGCAUAGAGAGGCUGUAGCUCGAGACAAGAAAGUUUUGUCACGUGAAGAAGAAGAAAUAAAGCUGGAGCAACAAGGCUGUGAGAAAAUGGCGCAUCUAGAGGCUGUGAGAGAGGGCUUAGCUCUUGAGGAGGUGGCAGAUGCCGCCAACAUUGCCGCUAGUGCUACCGACCCUGAUCAGGAUAACCCAGCUGCAUCUACAAAGCUCGAUUAUGGUGAAAGAUUGGCUGCUAGUGCAUCAGACUCUGAUCAGGGUAUCCCAUCUUUAUUAGCAGCACAAACUGCAUCUUUUUUUUCGUCACUGACACAAACUGUAUCUACAAGCCUCGAUGCUGGUGAAAAAAGGCCUCGGAGAGAGGCUGUGAGAGAGGGGCUAGCUCGAGGCAAGCAAGAUUUCUCACGUGAAGAAGAAAGGAUAAGGCUGGAGGCACAAGUGGAAGCAAAAAACGAAUGUAGAAAGAAAAAGCGUGAAGAGGAGAGUAGGAUGAGAGAUGACAAGAGGAAACAAAAGAUGGAUAAAAACACGAAGCCAAAGGACAAGGACAAGGGCAAGGGCAAGAAGUAAAAGACUAUGAAGACAGCAAACGUUUUGCACCUUUAGUUUUGUUCUGUGAUCUUUCUUUUUCUAGUUAUAACUGAAACAAGGUGUUUCCAAAACCAACCCGCUCAGUUAUAUUAUAUGUGCCCUUAUGCCCAUACAUUGUGAGUAGUCUCAUUCAAGUGAAUCACUUCAAAAGCUUGUGAUCAAAAGGGUUUGAUCUUUGUGAUGAAUGUUGGUUUGUAGGUAUUUUGGUCAUAUAGAUAUCUCGGUGGACAUCAGCUGCACUUGUUGUUUCAGUGACAUUGUUGUUACAUAGAGGAAACCCACGUUUCUCUCAGCUGUCUCUGGUCUGUUUUUGGCUGUCUUCCUUUUUUCGGGUCAAGCUACGUUGCGGUUUUACCACUCCUGUUCUAAACACCGGCAAGCACUCAAUUAUUACUAUUGUGCUUCUUUCAGUAUAAUCUGUGUCGUAAAGUAUCCAAAGAGAAGUCUUCUGAGCAGUUAAAUAACGUAUAUGAAUUGGAAGAAGAUGGUCAGUUCCCCUCGGUGGUCAAAAGUAUGGACAGUUGGCCUUGUGGCAAUAUUGGUUUCAUUUUGCGGUAUAAUUGCAUCAGAAACAUUUGCUUUCCUCGGUGGCAAGGCAUUUGGUAAGACCCCAUAAGUCCAAAGAAGAUAUGGGAAGGAGCGGUUGCAUGACUUGUUGGUUGUAUUGCCAUUACCAGUGUCUCUGCAAAUCUACCUCAUGGCCUCAGUCUCUUGUCAGCACCAAUAGCUUUUGGGGUUCUUAACUUCUUUUAAUCGGUCUUCGGUGACUUAACCGAGUCAAUGACCAAACGUAAUGCGGGUGUCAAAGACUCAGGUGGACCGUGGACAUGGUAAUAUUAUGAAACAGACCAGUUAUUGUUCUAGCCGUAAUGUAUUCUUUAACCGACUGCAGGUGGACAGAGAGCCUACUCGUUCGUAAGGGUUCAUGGAGUUUCAUUCUACUGUGACUGGUCACCUUAAAAAACCCAUUAUUAGAGCUUCAAGAAGGCUUACAUUUCCCUCCACGACAGUGAAAUUCAAGUAAGGAUAUAGUAAAUGAUGGUGAUGUGGCUGUAUAUUCUGGUUGGAGAUGAAGCUUCCGGUUUAUUGUCUGAUUGAAGCUGUAUACAACAUUUUGGUUCAGUGCGGGUACCGGUUCGGUAGAGCGUUUUCUUUUCUAGGAAAUGGAUUAAAGAAAAA
Messenger RNA from Brassica oleracea var. oleracea, 2209 nucleotides. RefSeq lists its product as uncharacterized. The coding region runs from base 101 to 1009 and encodes 302 amino acids. The record is from RefSeq and is a predicted model, not a curated record. The transcript is spliced from 4 exons. Lineage: Eukaryota; Viridiplantae; Streptophyta; Magnoliopsida; Brassicales; Brassicaceae.